AUGGCCGCCGAACAGCAGAGCAAGCUUGUGGUAGGCUACUGGGACAUUCGCUGUCUUGCCGAGCCCAUCCGCUUCCUGCUCGAGUACACUGGCCUGCCCUAUGAGGACCGCAGAUACGUGCAGGGCCACGCUCCCGAUUACUCAAGGGAGCACUGGUUUGGUGUCAAGAACUCGCUUGGCUUGGACUUCCCCAACCUGCCCUACCUCAUUGAUGGUGAUGUGAAGAUCACACAAAGCAACGCCAUUCUGCGCCACAUCGCGCGCAAGGCCAACCCUGCUCUGUUGGGCAAAGACCUCAAGGAGCAGGCCCAGAUCGACAUGCUCAUCGACGUGUUGGUGGACUUUAGAAACGAGAGCGUGGACAUGUUCUACUGCGACCCAAAUGAGUUUGCAGAGAAGAAGGCCCGGUUCUUGAAUCGCCUACCCGGCUCUCUCAAGCAGUUCGAUGCUUUCUUGGGAGACAAGAAGUUUCUUGCUGGUGACGAACCUACGGUGCCUGACUUCCACUUCUGCGAGAUGCUGAGCGAGCACGUCAUGAUGGAACCCCACUGCUUGCAGGGAUUUUCUCACCUGCAGGCCUACCUCGCUCGCUUCCGUGCGCUGCCCGCCAUCGAAGCGUACAUGAAGACCGACCGGUUCCGCAACACUCCUGUCAACAACAAAGUAGCCGCUUGGGGAGCGAACGCAACCGAGGCCUCCCACUGA
Messenger RNA from Acanthamoeba castellanii str. Neff, 705 nucleotides. RefSeq names its product Glutathione Stransferase. The record is from RefSeq and is a predicted model, not a curated record. The transcript has 6 exons. Bases 1 to 705 code for a protein of 234 amino acids. Gene Ontology annotation, molecular function: glutathione transferase activity. Gene Ontology annotation, biological process: glutathione metabolic process. NCBI's taxonomy places the organism in Eukaryota, Discosea, Longamoebia, Acanthamoebidae.